CCCUCCGUUCUUCGACACCCUCCCAACCCUUCACCCUUUCUCUCGCGGCUCGUUUGGUUGGGGGAAUUUUCCAAGGAUCCCGUUUCCGUUUCGAGGUGCCCAUGGCGCUGGCGGCGCAGCUCUACGGAUCGGCGGCGGCGGCCGCGUACCGGAGACUUCCACUCUACGGAGUUCCUUCGUCAUGCCGGUGGCCGCGGACUCCUCUCGCCGCUCUCCCGAAGCUUUCCAUCUCCACCGGUGGAAUGGGUAUGAAUCCGUUUGGUGUUGGUGCUAAAGUUUCAAUAAAAUGUACAAAUGGGACCACUCAGGUUGAUGAGUUAAACUUCAGAUCAAAUCAAACUGAGGAAUUAGUAGAAGGAGAUGCAGAUACUGUUACCCAGAAGAGGAGUGCAAAAAUCCAUGAUUUUUGCCUUGGGAUCCCUUUUGGUGGUCUUCUAUUCUGUAUGGGGCUUCUAGGAUACAUUUUUUCAAGAAGUACCAUAAGCCUUGUUUUAGGUGUUGCACCAGGGCUCACCACGCUCUUUCUUGGUACCCUCAGUCUUAAAUUCUGGAGGAGUGGAAAAUCCAGUUUCAUAUUUAUCUUGGGCCAAGCAGCAAUUUCUGCUGUUCUAGCAUGGAAGUAUUCCCAUGCCUACAUCUUGACAAAUAGAAUCCUCCCCUGGGCCUUCUAUGCAUCUCUGAGCACUGCCAUGGCUUGUUUCUACGCUUAUGUGCUGCUCUCCGGAGGAAAUCCACCACCUAAGAAGAAGAUGGCAGCAACUCCAUCAUCAUAGAGCAGGAUCCAGGCAUUUUCUUAGUGAUUAACGCGACAGGAUGAUUUGGCCUUUGUGCCUUUUAAUGCUUUGUCUGCAAGUAUAACAGAAUUUUGAGUUAUCAUCCCAUUUGUAUAUUCCCUAAUCUUACAUUCUCUGUGGAUUUUGGUUGUUGUAGCGUGAAGCUUUUUGAACAAAUAAUUCUGCAGGAUGGCAAUCCAUCCUUACUGAACAUUUUGCUCUUUUUUUUUCCCUCCAAGAGCAUAAAUAAAGGAUAUGUGUUUAUUUAA
Messenger RNA from Oryza sativa Japonica Group (Japanese rice), 1042 nucleotides. Its product is annotated as protein FATTY ACID EXPORT 5. Gene Ontology annotation, biological process: fatty acid transport. Gene Ontology annotation, cellular component: chloroplast inner membrane. Lineage: Eukaryota; Viridiplantae; Streptophyta; Magnoliopsida; Poales; Poaceae. Gene Ontology annotation, molecular function: fatty acid transmembrane transporter activity. The record is from RefSeq and is a predicted model, not a curated record.